Cladophialophora immunda is the source of this 1866-nucleotide messenger RNA. RefSeq lists its product as uncharacterized. The record is from RefSeq and is a predicted model, not a curated record. The transcript is spliced from 2 exons. Bases 1 to 1866 code for a protein of 621 amino acids. Lineage: Eukaryota; Fungi; Ascomycota; Eurotiomycetes; Chaetothyriales; Herpotrichiellaceae.
AUGGAAAGAAACAAUCAUGUGGACAAAAGACCCAUCAGGAUUGCUUCGAUUUCUGCCUACUCAGGAGAUCGACUUGACGCUCUUGCCACAGUCAUGACCGGUCCGAUCGAAGUCGACGCCGUCGUGGGAGAUUACUUGGCAGAGAUGAAUCUGUCAUGGCGCAAGGCAGAGAUGGAGCACGGCAUCACGAGUGGAGAAGAUCCUAUCUUCGUCAAGACCUUGCAGACCGCGUCGAAACAGCUGGGCGAGAGGCUCAGGGCUGGGACCUUCCCGAAGCUGGUUGUGAAUGCCGGUGCCCUCAACCCGCGUCAAUUGGCACUUAACGUUCAGAAAUUCUUCGUUUCCGAGUUUGGAGACGCUGGAAAAGCACUAAGGAUAGCCUACAUCACUGGCGACAACGUCCUGAGCAUUGUUAGCGACCGCGAAACCCAGAAAACGAUCAACAACCUGAACACAUCGGAAACCCUGAAUGUGUGGCCGUUUGAACCGGUAAUUGCCAACGCAUAUAUAGGCCAGUUUGGCUUCGUGGAGGCGUUGAAGGGCGGAGCGGAUAUCGUUCUCGCUGGCAGGACAACCGACGCUGGUGCCGUCCAAGCCCUCACGACGUGGUAUUACGAUUGGUGCGAACAGGAUUACGACAAUCAUGCCCAUGGCCUUAUUGCAGGCCAUAUAAUUGAGUGUGGCAACUAUGUGACCGGGGGGAACUUCUGCGGCUUCAAAGUCAUAGAGCCGUAUCAUUCACUGGCCUAUCCGAUCGCCGAGAUAUAUAAUGACGGCCACUGCAUCAUUACCAAACAGCCCGGCCAGAACGGGUUGGUGAACAUUGACACUGUCCGAAGUCAGCUGGUGUACGAAAUCCAAGGGCGAUAUUACUAUAACCCGGAUGUGGUUGCAGACCUUUCAGCGCUGAAGGUGAAGCAAGAAGGGCCUGACCGCGUGCAUGUCAGCGGCUUCAAGGGCCUUCCUCCUCCAAAGACCUUAAAGGUCGCCAUUCAAGCGUAUGCCGGUUUCCAGGCUGAAAUGAUCAUUUGGGCCAUGGGGCUGGACAUCGAAGAGAAGGCCAAGUCGGUGGAGGAACAGGUGCGAAGGGAGUUUGUCGCAGAUUCGGGAAAGAUGCAAUUCAGCAAGCUCGAGGUCCAGCUCAUCGGCAAUGGCGCGCCUGACCCAAAGUCCUCUAAUGCUUCUACUGCCGUUAUCCGUGUGUUCGUCCAAGCUAAGGAGAAGGAGCAACUGUCCACAGCAAACUUUCAGUACAAAAUCAUCCAGAAUCUCGGAGCAUCCUUCCCAGGCUUUACGCCGAGCCUGGAGUAUUUACGCACCGCUCAGCCUCGUCCAUACCUAGCGUAUUUUCCGGCUUUGAUCGACCGGUCCAAAGUCGAGAUGGAGGUACACUGGCUUGACUCGGAGGACGUGAAAAUAGUGCACCAUUUUACCGGAACGCUAAGUGACCCGUCCUCAGUCGCGCAGGAGAAUUACGAGCCGCAAAACUCUGUGGACCUGAAGACGUUCGGGCCCACGAUCAAGGUACCGCUGGGACACCAGGUCUUUGCGCGCUCAGGAGACAAAGGCGCAAACAUCAAUGUUGGUCUGUUUCCUCAGGGAGAUUCGCAGGAAGAAUGGGACUGGCUACGAUCUACACUGACGACCAAGAAGCUUCUUGAAUUGCUGGGCGACGAUGCCCCGACCGUGUCGAAGGUGGAAAGAGUAGAGUUUCCCAACAUCAAGAGCGUCCAUUUCGUUCUCUUCGGCAUGCUAGGGGGUGGUGUGACGGACACGUCAAGACCUGACAGCCUUGGAAAGGUAAGGGAGGGUCCCUCCAAGUCCCGAUCCAUGUCCUUCAACUGCUCUUUGGAGCAAUAUGGCUGA